AUGAAGGGAAAAAAAAUGUUGGAUGAUGAUGAAGAAUUUUUAAGAUCAAAAUCAUAGAUAGUAAGAUGAUAAGUAAAUAAAAAUAGGAUGUAUUUCCUAAAUGGUAGGAAUUAAAGCCAUUGGGUAAAAAUAUACAUAGAAGAUCAUAUCAUUCAUGUGUGACUCAUGAGAAUUAGUAAAGAUAAUUAGAUAUAUAUAAAGUCUAUAUAUUUAUGGAGGAUAUGAAACGAAUGAAGGAAUUUUGAGUGAUUUCUGUAGAAUUCCAUCACCUGUUUCACCAAAGCCUUUUUGUUGGACAAGUUUGAAUAAGAAGGCUGGAGGAGAUAGACCAUAAGAUUAGAUUCCAGGACCAUUAAGAAAUCAUACAGCAAUAGUUCAUUAAAAUAAAAUGUAUAUGUUUGGAGGAAAAGAAAACUUAAUGUCUCCAACAGCAAGAUUAUGGAUUUAUGAUUUUUAAGAUGAAGUUUUUAUUGAGGGAAAAGAAUGUAUAAUAGAAGGCAAAAAGAUGGCAGUAGAAGGUCAUUAAAGUUGUUUAUGGAAUGAAUAGGUAGUAGUAGUAUAAAUUAAUAAUAUAGUAAUAAAUGAUUGUAUUUGGAGGAUUCUAUAGUGAAACUGGAUAUAGAUCUUCAAUAUUAUAAUAUGAUAUAUAAAAGGAAGUUUGGACAAUGAUAUUUAAAGGAGAUAACAAUCAUACUCAAUUCCCAAAAGGAAGAGCCGAAGCAGGAGUUACAUUAAUAGGAAAUACAAUGUAUGUUUAUGGAGGAUGUAAUUAUGAAUCAAGAUUUGGGGAUUUCUGGAAAUUUGAUUUGGAAAGUAAAUAGUGGGGAUUAAUAGUUACAGAAAAAUCUCCAGGAGUAUUUAUUUAGAUUAUUAAAAAUAAUAGACAAGAUCUUCUACUUCUUUAUUAAUUCAUCCAUAAGGAAUAAUGUUAUUUGGAGGAAUUCAUGAUAUAACACAUGAGAAGAAUGAUUUAUGGUUGUAUAGAGGGAAUGAAUGGAUUUAAUUGGAAGAAGAUACCAGUAGAAGAUAAGUAGCAGAAGAAAUGUUGAAUGAUUCUGCUUUUGAUAAAGCUAGUUAAGCUAGACCAUAAAAAAAAGAGAAAGGUAGGAAUGAACCUAGAUAAUUUUUAUUAUUAGAUGAUGAACCUAAGAAUUCUCUUCAUUAAAGAAGAAAUUCAGUUAAAAAUCUUGAUUAAAAAUAACCUACUGAUACUGUUAAUAAUUUUCAAUUAAAUACUAUGGAUGAAUAGAAAAAAAAAAGACUGCUUUAAAAGAAAAACUAAAUGCUGUAUUAAUAUUAUAUAUAAUACAAAGAGCUGAAUUUGAAUUGAAUGAAGAAGAGAAGUCAAAAUUUAGGAGUUCAUCACCUACAACAGAUUAAAUUAAGAAUUCAAUUAGUGUUAUAACUAAUUAAGAAAAAUAAGGAGGAUAAAGAAAGAUUUAAUCACCAACAGGAAAAAAGAAUGCAAUUUAAGCAUCUCUAAAUGGAAAGAAACCAUGUGCUAGAGAUGGACAUAGUGCUAUAGUAAUGGGUGAAAUAAUGGUAGUUUUUGGUGGAGAUAGAAAUUUGAUGUCUUUUAAUGACAUCUAUAUGUACUCACUCAAUUAAAAAUGAUAAUCUUAAAUUGUUAUGAAUAACUUAAUAUUCAAUAUACAAAG
Messenger RNA from Paramecium sonneborni, 1658 nucleotides. The record is from the annotation of a GenBank genome assembly. Lineage: Eukaryota; Ciliophora; Oligohymenophorea; Peniculida; Parameciidae.